AUUCUAAUCGGCUGCUCUAUGACUCAGUGCCUCUGCAGCGCCGCGCUUAUGUGCCGCAGUGCGCAGCUUUCGAACCCCAUACAAAAGCCACGUAGCAGAACUUAUCAAUGAUCAUCGAUCCUCAGUCAAACAUGGUGAUCAAGCAUAGCAAUGCAGAUGACCCACCUUCCUACGACUGCGUCGCAGGUCAGGCUAGCUCAAAUGAACAGCAACAGCCACCUUUGAUCACUGACAAGACUGUGAGCCAGCAAGUGCAGCUGCCUUUAAUACCUCCCAACACCGUGAUGGCUGUUCACGCUCGUACUACGCCCCUGAUGCAACAACCCACAGUCUACCAUUAUCAGAAUCCCUUGACUGGCGAGCGCAUCGUCUCGCUACUUCCCCCAGACCACCCAGAAAUGAUAUGUUUGCAGGAAGGGCAACAUGUUAAUGAAACCAAGUUCGGCAUUCUAGGCAUUUUGGCUGCAAUAGUUUGGUUCCCAUUGGGCAUUGGCCUUUGCCUUCUUGACCGGAGGGUCAAGUGCAAGCGCUGCGGGAUGAUCAUAGACAACGGUAUUUGUGGUUAAUUAGUAUUGUAUGCCUUCAGCCUUUCUAUCCCUUGGACUUCAGCGCAUGUAUUGUCUUUGUUAUUUGACAUUUUCAUCUCUAUAUCCCGAUUUCCGCAUUGCUCCUAACUUGAUGUACUAUUUUAAUAUAUACUAGAAGUCGUGUAUUCCGCGUCACCAUUC
Molecule: messenger RNA, 728 nt
Organism: Suillus subaureus
Lineage: Eukaryota; Fungi; Basidiomycota; Agaricomycetes; Boletales; Suillaceae
Exons: 4
Coding region: 108-566 (152 amino acids)
Source: RefSeq, a predicted model, not a curated record